AAAUAACCUACGUACGAGGUUACCCUUCAGUAUGUAAGACUUUUUGCGGGAAAAUUGUACCAUAAUGCCCUCUGAAACAAUUAAAUAUAUUGUUUCAUUUUCCUCUCAGGAUGAGAGGCAUCCAGUCAGUAACUUGUUGAAAAGUGACGGAUUAAAAAAAUGGUUGAGUCAUCCCCAGGAAAAGUCAGGACAGAUUGAGGCAGUCUUUCAGCUGGACAGACCGUGCAUUAUUUCCUACAUUGACAUAGGCAGCGUGUGGUGUGCCACAGUUGAGGUGCAGGUGGGGUGCUCUCAGUGGCCCGCUGGGAAGGAGUAUGAGACCCUUGUCUACACUGUCAACCUUAUGACCCCUGCAGACUGUCUAUAUGGAAAGAAUCCAAUCAAAACACAGAUGUUUUCUGCAGACCUGUUUUGUCCGGAGAUCGCCCGUCUGCAGUGGGACAGAGUGAAAGUUAUAUGCCGACAGCCUUACAAGAAGAUGACCCAGUUUGGCCUCUCAUUUAUCCGUUUCAAGUCCAGCAAUGUCCCUGUCUCAUCAGAGCCAGAAGUUGACUCGAUACAGAAUACGUUGUCCACAUCAGUAAAAGACAUUCAGAAGCAUUUUCUUAAGAAACUGGACAAUGGAAAAAACAAUGCUGAUGACCAUUUAAAAUCUCGCCUCCUGAAGAUCUCAGCAAGUGGUGAGGGAGGGGGGUCACUUUCCCGCACAGCUCGCCUGGUUCUGGCUGCGUCAGAGAGCAAACACCAUCGAUCAUUCAGCGUGCCUAAACCCUCCACAACACGAGACAGAGCAGCGCUGUACUCCAGCAUGUUGGAGCAGAAAAAGGCUCCAAAGCUGGAAGAUGAGAUUGCCAAGUUCCAUGGAAGUUUGAGUCUGGAGCGCCAACAUUUGGACACAAUCACAAUGGCAGAUGUUCGACAUCAAUUUGAGAGAAAAAUUAAAAGAAAAUUGACUAAAGAAGAAAAGAGAGUAUUUAUCCAAAUGACGCAAACUUUCCUUGAGAAAAUGUUUUGUAGUCAAGAAAUAGUCCCAGAAGGGAAAGAGAAUGGAAGCAAUACAAAAAUAAAACUGAAUCAAAACCCUUUGGAAGCAAUAGGGAAACCAGAUGGGGCUGUUCAGGAUGUUCAAAGGGAGAGAACUUCAAGUGUAAAACGUAAACUAGAGCAGGACGCAGUUGCUCCUCCUGCCAAGAAAUCUUCAAUGCUGCAAAAAACCGUGAGGCAAAAGAUGAAAACUGCUGAAAUCGAGGGCAAAUGUGCUGAAACGAAGGACAUUGUGACUCAACUUAAAGUGGCAAAGACAUCCCAGGACCAAGGUGUAAGCUGCACUCGCAACCCAUCUGGCACACCAUUUCAGUACAAGGGGAUUCGGGGUGGAGAGCUGGAGGAGUUUCCAAACUCCAGGACUCCUUUCAAGAGCAAUGCUGUAAACAACACCAUCAAUGAUAUGCCUUAUACGAGCACACCAAAACCUAAUGGAACACCUAGUAUAAGCACACCAAAACCCAAUGGUCCAUCAAGUCCAAACACCCCAAAACACAAUGGCACACCAAGUACAAAUACAUCAAAUCCAAAUGGAAUGCCCAGCACGAGCACACCAAAACCUAAUUUUCCAAAAGUCAGCAGUGCAAAGAGCAUGGUUCCAGCUGCCAGUUUUACUUUUGAUGAAGGUUGGUUGAAUGCUUCUGCUGGCCCGGCAAAAUCCACACUAUCACCAAGCUGUGCUGAUAUCUCACCUAUAACAAAGCCAGUUAAGAGGUGCUCGUCUGCUGCUGCAAGGCCUGAUUUCUUGGAACUGCUGUCUAGCAGUGAUGAUGAUGAUGAUGAUGACAUCAUGAUGGGGCUGGAGAAUGCAGUCAGUCGCAGUCAGAAGGCCAAGUCAGGAGGUUCCACCAGGGGUCGAGGAAGGGGAAGAGGUCGAGGCAAUUCUUAUCAAGGGUCAAAGGGCACAGGUGUGGCCACUCCUAAAACAAGAGGCCGUGGGCGGGGCAGAGGUGCAAGGGGCCCAGAAAAAGCAAAGCCUUCAGACCAGGAAGUUGUUGCUGGUUCCUAUUUUCAUGAAGUUCUUCCCUCUCCUGUUGGUGAAACAUCUAGCACUGAGAGAUUUCCAAAAGGCUUUGCCAAGUGUCAUGGCUGCAAAGAAUUCUACGGACAAGCUUUGCUGUUGGCCCAUCAGAGAAAAUGUCCAGCUCUCAAACUGAUAUCUGAAAAUAAGAGCCAGUCAGUUGAUACCAUGGCGCAAGUAUGCAGUGCUGGCAUUGAUGUGUUCACGUCUCCUGUUGCUAUGCAACAGAAAGACAUAUGUAGCAAAGAAGUCAGACCAACCAGCUUUGAAAAAUGCGAGGGCUGCAAUGACUACUACGGAGCAAACUUAAUGACCAUACACCAAACUAAAUGUGCUAGAUAUCAGAGUCUCCAUGGUAGCAAGUCUGGUACCAAGCAACCCGUCACAACGACCGUUAUGAGCAGUAGGGGUGAUCCGAAUUUGUUUUCUACUCGGAAUGACACCUGUGGUGUUAAAUCUCCACCCUGGCUUGACGCUGCUGAGAAGAGACUUCAACUACAAGGCAAGCCCGUAGAUACAAGUUCUAGUCAUUUACAGAGAGAUAGUCAAUGUGGAACAGGUUUAAACCAAUCUCACUCAUCUAAAAAUCUGGCCAGUAAUUAUUCAAACAGUCUGCAGUCUACAGUUCAGAGUCAGAACCAGUUUGUUGCAGUUGACAUAAGUGAUGAAAGUGACGAUGAUGAUGUCGUGAGUUCAGGGUCAAAUCCUGCGCUAAGAGAUGACGCCAUGGAUGCUGCUGUGAGGGGAGAUAUAGAUCUGGGCAGUAUAGAGGUGGAGUGCCCACUGUGUGGAGAGUACUACCCUAGCUGUAUCAUCGAGAGACAUGCAGCAACAUGUGGGCUAUAGGGUGUUAUAAAGUCAGAUUUUAUUUGUAUCGUUUUAGCCUUCGACAUUUGUGUACCUUCGUGUUUUGUUAUAUAUUCCACAUAUAAGUUCAUCAAUAUGCAAUAAAAAUGUUGUAACAAUUUAA
Dreissena polymorpha is the source of this 3035-nucleotide messenger RNA. RefSeq lists its product as uncharacterized. The record is from RefSeq and is a predicted model, not a curated record. Gene Ontology annotation, molecular function: damaged DNA binding. Bases 65 to 2911 code for a protein of 948 amino acids. NCBI's taxonomy places the organism in Eukaryota, Metazoa, Mollusca, Bivalvia, Myida, Dreissenidae. The transcript has 12 exons. Gene Ontology annotation, cellular component: nucleus. Gene Ontology annotation, biological process: base-excision repair; single strand break repair.